This is a messenger RNA of Sapajus apella (tufted capuchin), 2004 nucleotides long. RefSeq names its product flocculation protein FLO11-like. Lineage: Eukaryota; Metazoa; Chordata; Mammalia; Primates; Cebidae. The record is from RefSeq and is a predicted model, not a curated record. Bases 3 to 1745 code for a protein of 580 amino acids. The transcript has 2 exons.
AGAUGAAGCUCAUCUCUAGAAUCCAGCUGAGCCCUGACAGCAAGCCUAGCUCUGGAAUGCAGACAAAUUUUAAGACCCUGGCCAGCUUGGGGACGAAUCCCAGUUCCAGAAUCCAGGCUAGCUCGGAGGCCAAGCCCUGCUGGAACACUCGAGCAGACUCUGGAACUCUGGACUCUCGGUCUAGCUCCAGAACCCCAGUUAAUUUUGGCACCCAUGUGAGAUUCAUGAAGCAGCCCAGCUCUGGAACCCCAGCCAGCUCAGGAUUCAGAGACAGCUCCCAAAUCGAACCGUAUUCAAGAACUCACACCAGCUCAGAAACGCAGACCCGUGCAGCUGCCCAGUCUAGAUUCCAACCCCAGCCCUGCUCUAAAACCCAGCUGCAUGCAAGUACCCAUCCCUAUCCUGCAGCCCGGUCCAGUUCCAGUGAUGAUUCCAGCUCUGAGACUGGGCCCAGCUCUAGAACCCCACCUAGUGCUACAACCAGGUCCAACUCCAGGAUUCAGACCAGCCCUGGAACGCUGUCCGUCUCAGAAGCAGGGCCCAGCCCCAGCACACAGCUUGGUGCUGAGCCCCGCUCUCCCAGCAGAACGCAGAUCAGCUCUAGAAUGCAGUUUGCUUCCGGGACUCAGACUCAUUUCGAGGCCCGGCCAAGCUCCAGAGCUCAACCCAGCCCAGGCACCGCAGCCAACUCUAGAAGUCAUCUCGGUUCUGCAGCGCAGACUGGUUCUGAAAUCCCAGCCAGCUCCAAAACGCAGACAGUGGCCGAGACCCAGCCAAAUUCCAGAAUCCGGCUAAGCCUUGGAGUCCAGUCUAGUCCUGGGACCCAGGACAUUGCAGCAACAGAGCUAAGCUCUGUGGCCCUGAGUUCCGACAGUAGGCCUGGCUCCAGGACCCAGCGCUGCCCAGGAGCUCAACCAACCUCCGGGACCCAACUCACUUCUGGAACCCUGCCAGGUUCUAGAUACCAGCUCCAGACCACAACCCCAGACAGCUCUGGUAUUCAAGUGGACUUUGGGAAGCAGCCCACCAGCUCUGGAAGUCAGCUUAGUUCUGGAACCCAGCUCAGCUCUAGAACCCACGUCAGUCCUGGGAGUCAGUCCAGCUCUGAAACCCAGACCAGCUCGAGAAUUCAGCCCGAUCCUGGAGCCCACCUUAGCUCCAGAACGCAGUCCAGCGCUGAGACAGGGCUCAGCUCAGAAACCCAGACCAGCUCCAGAAUUCAGCCCAGCUCCGGAGCUCACCGGAGCCCUGGAGCCCAGCCCAGCUCCGGCACUCACACCAGUUCAAGAAUCUGGCUGAGCCCUCGAAAUGGGCUGUGCUCACAGACCCCUGGCCUUGACCCUAGAAUUCAGCUUGAGGCCCCUGCCCCAGCCGGACCUCAGCCCCCAGGCCCACCCCCCAGAGCCCCCACCACAACCCCUAGCAGAGACCCCCAGCCUCUGCCUCAGCCCCAUGAUCAGGUCCAUGGCACCCAGGUCAGCCCUGGCCCCAUUCCAGGCUCACCCCCAGCCUCCUACCUGGCCCCUCAGCCACAGGCCUCCUCAACCCCCCAGAAGCCAGCCCUUCCCCCAAAGCCUGAGCUGGGACCGCAGAAGUCCACCCCACCCACCAUAUCUGUCUCUCUUGGCCCCACCCCCAGGGCAGCCCUCCUGAGCUCCCACCCUUCUGAGUCCCCAGCGCUGGCUCCUGCCCCUUCCCCUACUCUGGGGGAACCAGGACCCCUCCAUUACUGCAGGGGGCUGUAGACUGGGGUGACUUGGCCCUGGUUCCUGUGGUUCCCAUCCUGUCCUGUCCCUUUCAGCUUGUUCCCCCAGAAGCAGCAAGUGACCUUAUAUUCCCAGCAGGCAGUGGCGGGGGUGGGGGCGGGGUACGGUGGUAGAAUCAGGGGCUUCGGUUUCACCGGGCCUGGCUCACAUCCAGGUCCUGGGAGGGAAAAGGAGGGGGGAGACAUCCCGCACCACAUGUACCCUGAGGCUCGUGGUGAAUAAAGGCGCCUCCCAUCUC